This is a messenger RNA of Bipolaris maydis ATCC 48331, 1571 nucleotides long. RefSeq lists its product as uncharacterized. Lineage: Eukaryota; Fungi; Ascomycota; Dothideomycetes; Pleosporales; Pleosporaceae. The record is from RefSeq and is a predicted model, not a curated record. Gene Ontology annotation, molecular function: protein binding.
CCCGUCAGCUCUCGACCAACCUUCCAAUUGCCCCUCUUGGCUAACCCGCCCAUAUGGUCACCAUGGCCCAUUUCGCCCAAACCUUCGCCCGUUUCGAUCACGCCCAGAGACAGCACGCCCUGGCCCUCUUGACGGCAGAGCUGACUCCCCACGAGUGGAGAUAUCUCCAUGCUCUGACCAGCUCCCGCUCAUUCCAGCUUGACAUUGUUGGCCACUUGCCCAUCGAGUUGAUCGCUCAUGUCUUCACUUAUUUGGAUCCUGCCGCCCCCUAUCGCUACCAAGUAGUCUCAACCCGCUGGCGCCAUAUUCUUCGUGACCUUGUUGUGCUCAAGGCCGGCCUCAUUGCAUGGUACCAGGGUGCGGCCUGUCUCAGUGACUUCGAAGAUUACGCUUCAUGCCAGCGCGCUGCCAAGAGAAUCCAUGGUUUCCGCACCGGAAGACCAGUCGGCAUUUACAAGAUAACGUCAGACAAACAGAUAGCCUGUCCCAGCCUGGUUGGUGACUACCUUGUAUGGCUGUCCGGGACUACGCAAACAUCAGCACUGCGUCUUGCCCAUAUAUUCAAUCUGCACAAUUGGCAUGUCGGUCACGCAGCCGGAGAAGCACGUGAGCAACUGGUUAACCUGGUGCUUUCGGAGCAAAUCGUGGUGCUUGUCACUGCCACCAACACGUGUUACGUCUACCGACUGCCCACCCUCUCGCAGCGGAAGAAGUUCAGCGUGCCCUCGGCAAGAUACCUGCAGAAUGUGACUUGCCGUCGGCGUACCGUCGCCUGCCUUGCCUCGCUUGACGAGUACAUGUCCGUCUUCAUCUGGGACUAUGAUACACAGCGGGGAACAUCAUUUAACAUUAGCAAGCACUCUGACAUGUUUUUCGGCACGCACGGCCCGAGACACUUGCUACACACAGUCCCUCUCCUACAACCCGAGAGCGAGACAAUAGUCUUCAUGUUCAUCUUACCCACUCCUACGGAAACACCAGAUAGUACCCUGUUUGUAUGUGCCAUAUACACUUUUCGGGGAGAUUGCGUUAGCUCCUUCCGUCCAAGCCUCCCCGAGCUCAGACGUCUUUCCGUUGGGCGUGGCGUAAUGCCCUUUGUCCCAGUAGACGAUUCAGGCAACGUCUUCGCAGCGCGUGUCAUCACAACGAGUCCAGACUCUCCACCAACUAACCCUUCGAUUGUCUCUCUACUCCUUAGAUUCGAUACAAAGACUAACGACGUGAGAGUAUGCGAGGGCCCGGUAAAUCGCAACAAUAGCCCUUCCGACAUUGAAAAGUAUCGCUUGUACUUGUGGAAGGAUACUUGGUAUGCAUGUCCGCCUGUGAAAGCUACAGAUAUCAUCCACUAUAUGGGCACUCAGGAUAAAGCAGUCUGCGUACCAGUACUUUCAGACCCCUACACCCAAGUCACAGAUGUCGAUACUCUCACAGAGUCUUUCUUUUUGAAUGAACGCUAUGUCGUCAGAGCUAUGUCUGGAGAUAUACAUCUGCUGUGCUUCCACGAAAGUUCUGUUCGACCAACAACAGGAGGCGACUUUUUCGGGAACGGAAUGAUUAGAGUUUUGAGUUAG